GUUGCCCCGUCCACAUUUCACAUGUCCCGUUCCUGUCGCUCUCAGUCUCAGCAAAGGGCUCAAUCACUGUCCGCCUCGGCUAAGGCAGCCUUGCAACCUCGCAUCUGCAGCCACUCUAAUUGCCAGGAUGCGUCCGUCAGGACGGCUACUCCUACAAGAUUACCCUAAUCUCCACCCACUGCACUGCCGCCAAGUGAAGCAUUGGACGAGGGAGAGGCGUACGCUCCCAAGCUCCUCUCUCCAUGGCCUCCUCCGGCGGGCACACGGUGCCCCUGCUCGCCCGACUUCCAGCCGAGGCGGCGGAGGCGUACACCACCGACGGGACCCUUGACUUCGACGGGAACCCGGCGCUCAAGAAUCGCACGGGCGGAUGGCGCGCGUGCCGCGCAGUUCUCGGAACCGAGUUCUGCUACUGCCUAGCGUUCUACGGCAUCUCCUACAACCUCGUCACGUACCUCACCGGCGUCCUGGGCCAGAGCAACGUCGCCGCGGCGAGGAACGUGUCCACCUGGCAGGCCACCUGCUUCCUCAUGCCCCUCGGCGGCGCCGUCGUCGCCGACUCCUACUGCGGAAGGUACCGCACCAUGGUCGUCUCCUGCUUCAUCGGCGUCGCAGGCAUGCUCACGACAGCAUUCUCGGCGUACCUCCCGCUGCUCGUCGAGAACGGCGUGUCGUUCAGAGGCCUCACCUCGUCCAACAUGGUGUCGGUUCAGGAGUUCGUCUUGUUUCUCGGCCUCUACAUGAUUGCCGUCGGGCUGGGCGGACUCCGGCCGUGCCUGAUGUCCUUCGGCGCCGACCAGUUCGACGACGGCGAUCCAUCGGAGCGCGUGACGAAGGGUUCCUUCUUCAACUGGUACGUGUUCAACAUGAGCUGCGCGUCGCUGAUAUCCAGCACCGCAAUCGUGUGGGUGCAGGAUCAUUACGGCUGGGCGCUGGGCCUGACCGUCCCGGCUGUCGUCCUGGCCGUCGGGCUUUCUUGCCUGGUCGCGGCGUCACGAACGUACAGGUUUCAACGAACUCGCGGCAGCCCGCUCACCAGAGUGUGCCAGGUCGUGGUUGCUGCCGUGAGAAAGUGCGGCGUCGAGCUGCCGGCCGACAGCUCUCUGCUCUACGACAUGCCGGAAGACGACCUCGCAAUGAAGGGUGUUGAGAGGAUCGCACACACCACUGAUCUCCGAUUCUUCGAUAAGGCCGCCAUUGUCGUGGCUUCGGACAAGGAUGUGGAGGCGGCAGCCGUGCCGGUGCCGCGCAGCCCGUGGAGGCUCUGCGUCGUGACGCAGGUCGAGGAGCUCAAGAUUCUCGUGCGGAUGCUGCCGCUCUGGGCGACCGUCGUCUUCUUCUAUGCCGUGUCGGUGCAGAUCUCGUCGACAUUCGUCGAGCAAGGCAGGGCGAUGAACGCUACCGUCGGCUCCGUGCACGUCCCGCCCGCGUCCAUGUCCACCUUCGAUAUACUCACCAUCAUCCUCCUGGUCCCUCUCUACGACCGGGUCUUCGUUCCGGCGGCGAGAAGGCUCACCGGGAGGGAGAAGGGUAUCUCGGAGCUGCAGAGGAUCGGCGCCGGCCUCACCAUGCCCGUGCUCGCCAUGGCCGCCGCGGCGCUUCUCGAGACGGUGCGCCUCCGCGCGGCGAAGGCGGCGGGCCUGGCGCCAUGCUCGACGAGCGUGCUGUGGCAGGCGCCGCAGUACGUGCUUGUGGGCGUGGGCGAGGUGCUCACCACCAUCGGGCAGCUCGACUUCUUCUACGGCCAGGCGCCGGCCGCGAUGAAGACCGUGUGCACGGCGCUCGCGCUUCUCGCAGUAGCGGCCGGCGGCUACCUGAGCUCAGUCCUACUGACAGCCGUGCAGUGGGCGACGACGACUGGCGGCGCGCCGGGGUGGAUCCCCGACGACCUGAACGAGGGUCAUCUGGAUCGCUUCUUCUGGAUGAUGUCCGGGCUUGGUUGCCUGAAUCUGAUAGCGUUCGCGAGCUGCGCCAUGAGGUACAAAUCCAGGAAGGGUUGCUGAUUUUUGAGUUGCUUUUCCGUGGGUAGAUUUUUUUUUUCCAGCCCAAGAUAAAGCACGAUUCAUGAGCAAUAGAGAAAUGCCUGCAAAAAGAUCUGCCAUUGCAAUAGUGAACCAUUUCGGGCGUGUUUGGCAGCCGUUCAGGUGCAGCCUGGCUAAUCGGAGGCUGGGUGAGAAAAUACAAGGUAAAAACUAACGUCUGUAAAUUAUUUGGUUGCCCGCA
Molecule: messenger RNA, 2223 nt
Organism: Aegilops tauschii subsp. strangulata
Lineage: Eukaryota; Viridiplantae; Streptophyta; Magnoliopsida; Poales; Poaceae
Product: protein NRT1/ PTR FAMILY 8.3
Biological process (GO): transmembrane transport
Cellular component (GO): membrane
Molecular function (GO): transmembrane transporter activity
Source: RefSeq, a predicted model, not a curated record